This is a messenger RNA of Cladocopium goreaui, 360 nucleotides long. NCBI's taxonomy places the organism in Eukaryota, Dinophyceae, Suessiales, Symbiodiniaceae. The record is from the annotation of a GenBank genome assembly.
AUGCAAUGCGAGGGCCUCUUGCAGCUACACGAUGCUCUUGUUGGUUUUAUCACCUGCAAGUGCCAGGUGGUACGCUACGAGCGCGGCCAAAGGUUUGACUUGCACGAGGACGCCUUUGCGUGGGAACAGGUCAAGCAGGACAACUACCAGCGUCAUGCAACCUUGUUGGUGUACUUGAACGAUGUAGAGCACGGCGGGGUGACGAGGUUUCCUGACCUGGAUCUCGAAAUCAAGCCACGAUGUGGCCAAGGGCUGGUGGGCCCCAGCGUCCUAGAUGGCUGGGAGCCCGAGGUGCCGCCAGCAAGCAUCUUGGGCGCGAUUCACAACAGAUUCCCGGCCGGCCGGGUCCUAAUUUGCUAG